Molecule: messenger RNA, 4469 nt
Organism: Salvelinus fontinalis (brook trout)
Lineage: Eukaryota; Metazoa; Chordata; Actinopteri; Salmoniformes; Salmonidae
Product: ATP-binding cassette sub-family C member 12-like
Exons: 9
Coding region: 715-1785 (356 amino acids)
Biological process (GO): transmembrane transport
Cellular component (GO): membrane
Molecular function (GO): ATP hydrolysis activity; ATPase-coupled transmembrane transporter activity; ATP binding
Source: RefSeq, a predicted model, not a curated record
UGACCCUGACCCUAACCCUGACCCUGACCCUAACCCUGACCCUGACCCUAACCCUGACCACCUCCACCAUCCAGGGCCUCACUACCAUACACGCCUACAACAAGAGAGAGCAGUACAUCCAGGAGUAAGACCCUAACCCUGACCCUGACCCUGACCCUAACCCUGACCACCUCCACCAUCCAGGGCCUCACUACCAUCCACGCCUACAACAAGAGAGAGCAGUACAUCCAGGAGUAAGACCCUAACCCUGACCCUGACCCUGACCCUAACCCUGACCACCUCCACCAUCCAGGGCCUCACUACCAUCCACGCCUACAACAAGAGAGAGCAGUACAUCCAGGAGUAAGACCCUAACCCUGACCCUGACCCUAACCCUGACCCUGACCCUAACCCUGACCACCUCCACCAUCCAGGGCCUCACUACCAUCCACGCCUACAACAAGAGAGAGCAGUACAUCCAGGAGUAAGACCCUAACCCUGACCCUGACCCUAACCCUGACCCUGACCCUAACCCUGACCCUAACCCUAACCCUGACCCUGACCCUAACCCUGACCCUAACCCUGAUCCUGACCCAAACCCUGACCCUAACCCUGACCCUAACCCUGAUCCUGACCCUAACCCUGACCCUAACCCUGACCACCUCCACCAUCCAGGGCCUCACUACCAUCCACGCCUACAACAAGAGAGAGCAGUACAUCCAGGAAUUUAAGGAGAUGAGCGACAACAACUCCAACCACUUCCUGUUGUUUAACUGUGGGACACGCUGGCUGUCCUUCUGGCUGGACUUCCUGUCUGCCUCAGUCACUCUGAUGGUGGCUCUGUUCGUGGUGCUCAGUUCUCCUGAUACCAUCAGCCCUGCUAUGAAGGGCCUGGCGCUGUCAUACACCAUACAGUUGACAGGUAUGCUCCAGUACGUGGUGAGACUGUCUACAGAGCUGGAAGCCAAGUUCCUGUCAGUGGAGAGACUACAGGAGUACAUCGAGGGUUGCGUGUCUGAGGCGCCCAGGAGAGUUAAAGACGCCCUCAUCCCAGAAGGUUGGCCUCAUAAAGGGGCCAUCUCCUUUAAGGACUACACGAUGAGGUACAGAGCGAACACCCCCAUCGUGCUCGAUGGACUGCAGCUCAACAUCCAGCCCAGGGAGAAGCUGGGCAUCGUGGGGAGGACGGGCUCCGGGAAGUCUUCUUUAGGAGUCGCCCUCUUCCGCCUGGUGGAACCAGCUGCAGGGACGAUCUUCAUAGAUGGGGUGGACACCAGCGCUAUAGGCCUGGAGGACCUCCGCAGUAAACUAUCAGUCAUCCCCCAGGACCCCGUCCUAUUCAUCGGUACUGUCAGGUAUAAUAUGGAUCCUUUCAACAACUAUAGUGAUGAGGACAUCUGGUCGGCUCUGGAGAAGACCUACAUGAAACACACAAUCUCCAGUCUCCCUGAGAAGCUGCAGUCUGAGGUGGUGGAGAACGGCGAGAACUUCUCUGUGGGAGAGAGACAGCUGAUGUGUAUGGCCAGAGCCCUGCUACGGAACUCCAAGAUCAUCUUGUUGGACGAGGCGACAGCGUCGAUCGACUCAGAGACAGACUCUCUGAUCCAGCACACCAUUAGAGACGCGUUCCAGGACUGUACCAUGCUUACUAUUGCUCACCGUAUUAACACCGUCCUGGAGUCAGAUCGUAUUCUGGUCAUGGACGCCGGAAAGGCGGUUGAGUUUGACAGUCCAGAGGUCCUGAUGCAGAGACCAGAUUCUCAGUUUGCAGCUCUCCUGGCUGCAGCCAACACUGUCAACACAUGAGCCUGGCCACAUCUCCAUGAGCCUGGACACACCUCCAUCUACAUUCUGGACACACCUCCAUAUGCAGUCUGGACACACCCCCAUCUGAAGUCUGGACACACCUCCAUAUGCAGUCUGGACACACCCCCAUAUGCAGUCUGGACACACCUCCAUAUGCAGUCUGGACACACCUCCAUAUGCAAUCUGGACACACCUCCAUCUACAGUCUCCGCCCACCACCUGUCCUUAAUUGUGGGACCACCCCACCCCUCAAUGCUUUCUCUGUUUUCCAUGGACACACAUGAAUGUGCCUGCACGCUUAUCCACACAAACACACACACACACACACACACACACACACACACACACACUCACACUCACACUCACACUCACACUCACACUCACACUCACACACACACACACUUAUGAAGUGACUACACACAGGGAAUGGUCUGUCCUGAAGCCUAGGGCAUUACCGUCAUGGUAGCAUUGACUAAGGAGGCUGUAUCAGGCAGUAACACCUUUAUGAAGUGACAAAACAACAGUAACACCAUUAUGAAGUGACUAAACAGCAGUAACACCAUUAUGAAGUGACUAAACAGCAGUAACACCAUUAUGAAGUGACAAAACAGCAGUAACACCAUUAUGAAGUGACUAAACAGCAGUAACACCAUUAUGAAGUAACAAAACAGCAGUAACACCAUUAUGAAGUGACUAAACAUCAGUAACACCAUUAUGAAGUGAGUAAACAUCAGUAACACCAUUAUGAAGUGACUAAACAGCAGUAACACCAUUAUGAAGUGACUAAACAGCAGUAACACCAUUAUGAAGUAACUAAACAUCAGUAACACCAUUAUGAAGUGACUAAACAGCAGUAACACCAUUAUGAAGUGACUAAACAGCAGUAACACCAUUAUGAAGUGACUAAACAGCAGUAACACCAUUAUGAAGUAACAAAACAGCAGUAACACCAUUAUGAAGUGACAAAACAACAGUAACACCAUUAUGAAGUGACAAAACAGCAGUAACACCAUUAUGAAGUGACAAAACAGCAGUAACACAAUUAUGAAGUGACAAAACAGCAGUAACACCAUUAUGAAGUGACAAAACAGCAGUAACACCAUUAUGAAGUGACUAAACAGCAGUAACACCAUUAUGAAGUGACAAAACAGCAGUAACACCAUUAUGAAGUGACUAAACAGCAGUAACACCAUUAUGAAACGACUAAACAGCAGUAACACCAUUAUAUAAUUCACAGCACGUUGUAUUUUAUAUGAUUCACAACACUUUGUAUUUUAUAUGAUUCACAACACUUUGUAUUUUAUAUGAUUCACAACAUGUUGUAUUUUAUAUGAUUCACAACACUUUGUAUUUUAUAUGAUUCACAACACUUUGUAUUUUAUAUGAUUCACAGCACGUUGUAUUUUAUAUGAUUCACAGCACUUUGUAUUUUAUAUGAUUCACAACACUUUGUAUUUUAUAUGAUUCACAACACUUUGUAUUUUAUAUGAUUCACAGCACUUUGUAUUUUAUAUGAUUCACAACACUUUGUAUUUUAUAUGAUUCACAACACUUUGUAUUUUAUAUGAUUCACAACACUUUGUAUUUUAUAUGAUUCACAACACUUUGUAUUUUAUAUGAUUCACAACACUUUGUAUUUUAUAUGAUUCACAACACGUUGUAUUUUAUAUGAUUCACAACACUUUGUAUUUUAUAUGAUUCACAACACUUUGUAUUUUAUAUGAUUCACAACACUUUGUAUUUUAUAUGAUUCACAACACUUUGUAUUUUAUAUGAUUCACAGCACUUUGUAUUUUAUACGAUUCACAGCACGUUGUAUUUUAUACGAUUCACAGCAUUGUAACACUUUGUAUUUCAUAUGAUUCCCAGCAGGUUAAUACGUUGUCUCUCAUAUGAUUCCCAGCAGUGUAAACAGACAGUAAACAGGAUUUUAUUGUUGAUAAUCCGAGGUGAAUGUUAGCCUGGGUACCAGGCCUGUGUGUGCUGUCCUUCCACUCCUUGCCACUGCUUGUCAAAAUACCAAUGAGUGGCAAGGAGUGGAAUAACAGCACAAAACAGGUCUGGUACCCAGGCUAGGUAAAGCUACUGUCACAGUGAAAUCUCAUUCUCGUGUCUAGACGCCCAGAUUCCUGCAGAACUAAUGACGAUUAUUAUGGUCGUUAUUAUACAUGGUGAAAUUACAUGCCUUCAUCUCCGGUAUUUAUUUAAAGUGUAUUUAUUUAUAUUGUUGUCUCUGAAUUGAACGUUUAUGUUGAAAGUGUGAAAGAUAAAGCAGGGAACGCAGUAUAUUAUAUUAUAUUAUAUUAGUAUACAUGCAACAAAACAUUAACUGUCUGUACAUAUCUAUAACUGGAUGGAUGGUUAAAAUUAAAUUUAUUAAAAUUAAAUUUAUUAAAAUUAAAUUUAUUAAAAUUAAAUUUAUUAAAAAUACAUUUAUUAAAAUUAAAUUUAUUAAAAUUAAAUUUAUUAAAAUUAAAUUUAUUAAAAUUACAUUUAUUAAAAUUAAAUGUAUUAAAAUUACAUUUAUUAAAUCUCAUGGGAUUGUUUGGGGGAUGAGUCUGAGAAUACGUAACUCUUCUGUCUAAAACGCAUAGUGUUAUACGUUUGAUUGUUAAUUGAUUACAAUAUCCAAAGUACCUGUUAUAAUUCAGCUGCAUCAAUAAAACACAACUCAAACUUGGAAA